Messenger RNA from Vollenhovia emeryi, 4781 nucleotides. It is a transcript of the gene Aasdh, whose product is annotated as acyl-CoA synthetase family member 4. Gene Ontology annotation, biological process: amino acid activation for nonribosomal peptide biosynthetic process. The transcript is spliced from 10 exons. The record is from RefSeq and is a predicted model, not a curated record. Lineage: Eukaryota; Metazoa; Arthropoda; Insecta; Hymenoptera; Formicidae. Gene Ontology annotation, molecular function: protein binding. The coding region runs from base 256 to 3294 and encodes 1012 amino acids.
UGGAGUGCCUCUCCUGCAACUCCCGUUUCCCACGUGGCACAAGUUGAGAACCCACAUUUCCUAACCUCUGUGUCAAAACAUAGCUCGCGAUGAGACUCAGUUUGGACAAACGUUCGAUAGCUCCCAAAUUUGUCCGUUUUGUUACAAAAAUAAUUAUUUAUCGACUUAUAUAAUAAAUAUCGACUGAUCUGUAACGUAAUUUUACCGAUGUAUGUUGAAUCGCCGAGAGAAAUAAAUGUGAAUUAAAUCUGCAACAUGAACCAACCCAGCUGUACUAAGAGACUGAAGGUACAAUACGACAGGAGUGAUCGAGCUUUACAUAAUGCAUGCAAUUGGCUUCAUCUUGAUAAACCAGCUAUAGAAUAUCACGAUUUGGAAAACGUUAAGACUAUAAGUUACAGAGAACUGAAAGCGGCGAAAGAAACAGUUUCCAGUCACUUGAAAUUUAUAGAGCGCCCCGAAUUUAUUGGUAUUAACUUUGACAUCUCGGAGAGCUGCGUGCCUUCUUUAAUGCUUGGAAUCCUCGAGAGCGGACACGCUUUCUUCAAUGUACCUGCAGAUCCGCUGGCGUAUGCAGAGAUAUCGGCCUCUGUAAAUGCAAGAUACAUUUUUGCGAGAGCUAUGACACCCAACCGAGAGACCAUACGCCAAGUCGAUAUUCAUGGACAGUCGGUGUACUUGACAAAAUUAACAGACGUCCGAGAAAACUUCACUAACAGAGAAUGGUGUCGUUUUGCAUACGCGAUUGCCACUUCGGGAUCAACCGGAGCACCAAAAACUAUCAAAGUGCCGCAUCCCUGCAUACUGCCUAAUAUUGCGGAUCUGAAGAGAAUCCUGGACGUAACGAGCUCCGAUAAAAUCGCGCAACUAACAAAUUUCACCUUCGAUCCCAGUGUUGUCGAGAUUUUCUUAAGCCUUUGCUGCGCCGCGACCCUAUUCAUGGCUUCGAAAGCAUUAAAGAACGAAGCUGUCAGGCUCUUAGAGAAAAUGUUCUGUGCUCGCGCAACGGUUCUUCAAAUCACUCCAUCGCUUUUCUUCCACCAGUGGUCCGCCAGCCACUUGAGAACAACAAUCUUGGACAAAGACUCUGAACUGAGAAUUCUUCUUUUGGGUGGCGAACCGUUUCCUAGCGUGAAAUUGCUUUUGGAAGCUAGUCAUCCACGGAAUGCGACCAGAUUGUUCAACAUCUAUGGUAUAACCGAAGUAUCGUGUUGGUCUAGUAUAAAGGAAAUCGUCAAAAAUAAUGUAGGCGAGCCUCGCUUAGGAGAACCUUUAUCAGAAACUGUAUUUCAAAUCAGGAAUGAGGAUAAUGAAGUAAUAAUUAGAGGCGACGGCACUCUCUAUAUCGGAAGCACUACUAGGGUUUGUAUUGUUGGAAAUGAAGCCGAGGAGGAUCUGAAUAAGCCAGUUUUUCGCGAUACCGGCGACAUUGUCUUAGCAGAUGAUCACGGAAUAUUUUUUAGAGGAAGACGAAAUAAUGUUGUAAAAAGAUUCGGAAACAAAGUAAACUUACGAGAACUCGAGAGAGUCACAACGGAAUUAAGCUUUGUACGAAAUUGUGCUACGUUUUGGGAUGCAGAGAGCCACAAGCUAUAUCUGUGUUUAUCUACCAGAGACACGAAAGAAGAAUUCUCUAAAUUGAAAAGCGAUGUAAUGUCGCACUUGAAGAUAUUACCAGCGAUACACAAGCCUGACAAGAUAAUUAUACUAGAGCGCUUUAACUUUACUCCCAGUGGUAAGAUUUGCCAGGCAUCACUGAGAGAAGUAUGUAGAAAUUCCGAAGCGGAAAGAGUAAGUGAUUUGCACAGUAACGCGAAUGAAAUAUUUGAAAAUUUGUGGAGCAAUCAUAUAAAAUCUAAAGACGCUGGUUUUUUAAUGUCAGGCGGUACAUCAAUAUCAGCGCUUCAGAUAUCAAGCGCUGCCGCUCAAGCCUUUAACACAGAACUUCCUCAAUUAAUUGGUAUGCUGUUAAAAGACCUCACAUUCGACGAAUGCGUCAAUUAUAUCAAAAGUACUUUGAUUAAUUGCGGCAAGGCUGUCGAUCGUUCCAUCGAUAUGUCCCUUAACGAUAAUCUUCCCAAAGAGAUGUUCACAGAGGAUUGUGUGCUAGAGCAACCAUCGCGAAAGAAUUUUCCACUAUCGUCCAAUGAGAAACUGUCUAAUCAGUGGUACAAGUGCAGGGGGAAAACUUAUGGCGAUGCAUUAAUGAAAGAAGGAAGUAUCAAACUUCACUUGGAAAACAUAUCAAGCGUUCAAGUGUUAGCAACUUAUAAUUUGCAAAAGUGCGUCGAUGCCUCGCCAACUAUAUAUAGUUAUUCCGCAGCAGAACUGUAUGCAACAGUCGCUUCACAUUCCGGCAUUAUAUGUACUGCUAAUUUGCUAAAAACCGACGGUGCGCCGUAUGAAGUGAAACUGCCGGAUAGAAUAGAGGCUUCUGUCUUAGCCCUAGCCGAUUUUCGCGGGAUCGUAGGCUGUUACGACGGGUACGUUUACUGUAUUCAUUUAAAAACUGGUGAUGUAAUUUGGAAGUUUCGAACACAGGACAUGGUUAAAUGCACGGCGAUAACAUGCGUGCAGGGGAGCAAGAUAUUCGUAGGUUCUUACGACUUCCAUGUGUAUUGUCUUUCGACAAAAGAUGGUACUCAAAUCUGGAAAACUAAAGCGAGCCACGGUGGAAUUUGUGCCACCGGUUGUUUGCAUCAAUCAUCGACUUCGGUUCUUUUCGGGACGUUAGAUGGCUCGUGCCUGGCCCUGCAGCAAUCCUCGGGACGUAUUACGUGGAAACGUAAGUUGCAGGAUCCAGUAUUCGUCGCGCCCGUUGUUCUCCGGACUGGAUACGCCUUAUUUUGUUCCGUAGCUGGAACACUGUGUUGUUUCGAUAUCGAAGCCGAUUGCCAGGUGUGGCGGUACGUGAUACACGGCAAUGUAUUUUCGUACCCUGUGAUAUGGACUCCCGAGUCUUUGAGCGACGAGCACGUUAUAUUAGCUAGCCAUAACAAAAAUCUCUAUUGCCUAGAAGUGCCACGAAGGACGAGUGAAGAGAAUGAGCCGAAAUUGAGGUACACGUUGAAACUGCAGUCGCCUAUCUUCGCGACCUCCUGGUGCGAGGAAGGACGCGCGUUUGUAGCGUGUACAGACGGCGCCUUCAAAGUGUUCGAUCUUCUAGACGGCAAAUUGUUAGCGACCAAGCAACUUCCCGGCGAAACGUUUUCCUCGCCAGUCGUUCAUAAUGAUCUCACAGUCUUGGGUUGUAGAGACAACAAUCUAUACGUUUUGAAACUUAUUGCUAGUUAAAUGCGUACACAAUAUACGAGCAUUCGCACUGUGUAUGAAUGCGACUGUUAGACUCUUCGCAUCUUUCGAUUUUUAAACUAGUCUUUUUUUUUUAUUGUUCUCCCUCUACGGAAACGCUGUGGACAGUUUUGUCAUUUGGCGUUUUUUUUUGUAACUAGUCACUAAUUGUACACUGGGUUAAUACAAUAUUGUUUAUUCCAUUCAGCUCUCGUGUUACAAGUUGAUGGAUAAUGACGUAUCCGUUGCAGUUGAGACAAGUGUCCGUUAUACCCGUUUCCCCACCCGAUGUGAAAUUGCGUGUGCCCAUCGUGAACCCAUGCGAGAGUGCAAGCAAAACGUGAAUCUAGGACAAACGGCCGAUUCGUUUCUUCUUCGACGCACACACGGCGUUAAGUCAAUUCGACUGCGCAUGCAAAUGUUCGCACUCACUCGUCCUCUCCUCGUCAGAUACAAUAAUGAUUUAUUAUGCAAAUGAAGUAUCUCGGAUCUCAAGCUCACACGAAACAACAAUAUUUCAACGACUCCAUUUUCUCAUAUUUAUAUAUAUGUAUACAUAUCUUUUUGUAAUAUAUAAUAUAUAUACUAUAUAGAUCUAUAAUAUAUCUAUAAUGAAAUGCUUGGCCGCUCCGGAUAUCCCUCUUCGUUUCAACGACUUUCGAUAUCGACCUUCGUUUGCUUUUUCGUUUUUUCCCCCCCCUACUUGCCAUCGACUUUGUCUCAAGCGUGUAUGAGCAUGCGACUUCCCUAUUCCUAAACUUCGUUUUUGAACGUACGUUGAAGAUAAUCGUGCUAUCGAUAGUUACGAUUUGUUUCCUAAAACGAGCGUUUCUUUAACGAGAAAAACGGAUGUGGAAGAUGAAACAUAGUUACAAUUAUAUAUGCGAGUACACAUCGAAUAACGCAUUAUAUAUAUAUUUAUCUUGCUACCCCUAAUUUUGCUACACGGUCAAUAAGCAAGGGAAAGUUAUCAAUGGAAUAUCCUUUUCGCCCGUCAUUUGGCAAUUCGUAUAAAACUAAAUCAUGGCUCGAUUCUUUUGUUCGAAAUGAUAAAUGCAACUUAAACAACCUAGAAUUAACAUUGAAAUAUCGGUAAAUGUUUCCGGAUUCACAACGACCGAGACUUCAGAAGUAUCUCUACAGCUAUGAGAAUUGGUGCUAGUCUAAACAGAGAUAUGAGACUUAUAUUGUAUCGUCGAUCGAUCGUCAGUUUGACAAUUGUAUGGUAGCCUUUGUAGCAACGUGACGUUGCUACAGUGGACUUUGUUUUUGUACAAUUUAAUCUGCCGAUAAACGUUUCACUUAUCACGACACAUUAAAAUAUGGUACACAAGUAUUGUAUACACGCUGUGACGGACAUCUCGAUCAUCUUUAUUUCCUUCUUUUAUCGUUCUCUGUUCGAAUGUAUAUUGGCAGAUUGAAUUUAUGUUUCGUGUAAAAUAUAAAUUUAUAAGAGGAUCUAACCUUAUAUAAUCCGGUGUUCGAAAUCG